Molecule: messenger RNA, 352 nt
Organism: Gymnodraco acuticeps
Lineage: Eukaryota; Metazoa; Chordata; Actinopteri; Perciformes; Bathydraconidae
Product: lipopolysaccharide-induced tumor necrosis factor-alpha factor-like
Exons: 3
Coding region: 1-321 (106 amino acids)
Molecular function (GO): zinc ion binding
Source: RefSeq, a predicted model, not a curated record
AUGCACAAAUACCAGUGGGUGAGUCUAUACCGUCUGUACGACAGAACACAUGGGUUGCUCCUCAUUAUUAAAAAGCUCCAAUAUCCUGUAACCUUUUUAGAAGGUCCGGUCCAGGUGUCCUGUCCUCAGUGCCGUCAGACGGUCCUCUCCCAGGUGCAUCACUCCUCCGGGCUGCUCACCUACCUGCUCUGUGGAGGACUCUUCUUUUGUGGCUUUGUUUUAGGUUGCUGUCUCAUCCCGUUCUGUGUGGACCGGAUGAAAGACGCAAAGCACACCUGUCCCACCUGCAAGGCUGUACUUGGCGUGUACAAACGCUUAUAACUAAUACUCGAGCUGUGCAACAAUAAGACAA